Gasterosteus aculeatus aculeatus (three-spined stickleback) is the source of this 1457-nucleotide messenger RNA. The record is from RefSeq and is a predicted model, not a curated record. Lineage: Eukaryota; Metazoa; Chordata; Actinopteri; Perciformes; Gasterosteidae.
GGAGACAAAAACAAUUGGAAUCCCACAGCCAGUACAACAUAAACAGGGGGACUAAAGCCCAAAGCCGAUAAAUACCUUUCUCCCCGACACGGACACCGCCGGCAGAGAAAUGGUUUCUCCGGUGACAGUGGUCAAGAGCGAAGGGCCAAAGCUGGUGCCGUUCUUCAAGGCAACCUGUGUGUACUUUGUCCUGUGGCUUCCCACCUCGAGCCCGUCCUGGUUCAGCGCUCUAAUCAAAUGUCUGCCCAUCUUCUGCCUCUGGGUGUUUCUGCUGGCUCAUGGGUUCAGCUUCCUCGGCGCUCACUCCAGUGCGCGCAGGAUCUUGGCGGGCCUCAUCUUUUCUUCUCUGGGUGACGCCUUUCUCAUCUGGCAGGAGCAGGGCUACUUUGUUCACGGCCUUCUGAUGUUUGCUAUCACCCACAUCCUCUACUCGUCUGCCUUUGGGAUGAAGCCCGUUAACGUGUCCGCCGGCCUGGCGAUCGCCGCCGUGUCCUCGGUGAGCUACAUGCUGCUGUACCCCUACCUGUCCGGCCCCUUCACCUACCUGGUGGCCGUCUACGUGGCUCUGAUCGGCUUCAUGGGCUGGAGGGCCGUAGCGGGCGUGCAGCUGGCCAACGACCUGUGGACCUGGACCAAGCUGUGCGCCUGCCUGGGCUCCAUGCUCUUCAUGGUGUCCGACCUCACCAUCGCCGUCAACAAGUUCUGCUUCCCCGUGCCGUAUUCGCGCGCCAUCAUCAUGGCCACCUACUACGCCGCCCAGAUGCUGAUAGCGCUGUCGGCCGUUGAGUGCCAGGAGGCGGAGGUGGCCCGGAAGAGAACGUGAGGUGCCCGCGGGCCCAGUGGACGCAUCUCACUGACUGAUUCCUCAGCCUUCAGCCCUCAUCUCAGUGUGACGCUCCUGCGCUGCUGUUACCGUGGCGACCGGUUAACUACGGUCUCCACACGGCCAUCACGCUUCUACUAGUAUGGUAGCGUCACAACUGUCCUCAUACCACGGCGGUAGUAUUAUCCUCAGCCUUCCUUCUCCGAACCCAGACUGGCUUUCAACCUAGUUACCGUGGAAACAAGCCUUAUUGGUAUUAUUGGAGAGUAUUACUUUGCCUUUAACUGAUUUAAUUUAAGGGGAGCCUGUCACUGGGGACCCUCAAGGAAUGUGUGUGUGUGUUUGAUUAACGCCUCUUUACCUCUCAGUCACAUCAGCCACAGUCACCACACCGACUCCCACGUCCACUUUAAAAUGGUCCAAUAACACAAUUUAACAUCAGGUUUUUGUCAUUGCUUCAGACCUUUUGAAAAGGGAUUUAUUUUUUUGACCAUGUGUUGCUUUUCACUCUGUGUAGCUUUGGUAAAUGAAGUUUUCUGUCCUUAAAGUCGGGAGCAUAUCCACAGCUACUUUAUUAUCUGCAGUCCCGUCCGUUGCAUUUCCAAUAACCACUGAGCCUUUGUGUCAAAACAAA